Molecule: messenger RNA, 1140 nt
Organism: Plasmodium berghei ANKA
Lineage: Eukaryota; Apicomplexa; Aconoidasida; Haemosporida; Plasmodiidae
Product: conserved protein, unknown function
Exons: 2
Coding region: 1-1140 (379 amino acids)
Molecular function (GO): protein binding
Source: RefSeq, a predicted model, not a curated record
AUGCACGUAAGCACAGGUGGAAACGAUAUAACAGUGAUUAUAAAUGAUUACAUUAACAAAGAAUCAACGUCUUAUCAGAUUACAGAUAUAAAUAACAAUAUAAAAAUAAAUGAUCUUAUUAAUAAAAUUAAAAAAUUAAAAAAUUAUAAUUAUAAUAAUUCGUCCUUAGUGUUAUAUUUUGCAAAAGUGGAAUGUAAGCUGGAUGAAAAGUUGUCAACAUAUAAUAAAUCGAAUAGAAAAACAAUUAAAUUCGAAUUAUAUAUAUCAUCACUAAUAACUAUAAAUGUUAGGACAUUACAGUCAUGUGGGUCUGGGACAACCCGAUGUAUACCGUUAUGGUCUUUUUGUUGUAGACAAAACAUCAAAAUCCGGAUUCUUGAUACUUCAGAUGUUCGAUUAUUAAAGCAGCGAAUUUACAAUAUCACAGACGACGACAUUUCGAUACCUGUCGAUAAUAUUGUUUUACUUUAUAAAGGAGCCCCAUUAAAUAACUUUUUGACCCUAAAAGAGUCAGAACUUAUAGACAAUUGCUAUGUCGAUUAUUUUGUUCCACUUUGCUAUAUUUAUAAGGAAAAAAAAAAAAAAAACAAAGAAGAAGAUAAUGAUGACGAAACUGAGCUUGGAAUUUACAAAGAUAAAAAAUCUAUAAAGAAAAUCGAAAGUACCAAAAUAGAAGAAAAGGACACAAAGGUUGAAGAAAUAAAAAAAAUACCAACUGUUGAAAUAAAAAAAACACCAACAAAUGAAAUAAAAAAAACACCAAAAACUGAAAUAGAAAAAACACCAACAACUGAAAUAGAAAAAACACCAACAACUGAAAUAAAAAAAACGCCAACAACUGAAAUAAAAAAAACACCAACAACUGAAAUAAAAAAAACACCAACAACUGAAAUAAAAAAAACACCAACAAUUGAAAUAAAAAAAACACCAACAACUGAAAUAAAAAAAACACCAACAACUGAAAUAAAAAAAACACCAACAACUGAAAUAAAAAAAACACCAACUGAAAUAAAAAAAACACCAACUGAAAUAAAAAAAACACCAACAGUUGAAGAAAUAAAGAAAGAAAGACUCCCAAGCAAUAAUGCGAAUAUUGACAGGUCGCGUAAUAAAAAUAGAAGGGGAAGAAGGCAACCUUAA